AACAACAGGGAGGCAGAGGCGUGAAACGACGUAGAGAAACAUGGAAACUUCCCAGACACACAGCUCCGAAAGCAUGUCCAACGACCUGUCAGAGCUCCUGAAGGAAGCCACCAAGGAGGUGCACGAGCAGGCAGAGAACACACCUUUCAUGAAGAAUUUCCAGAAGGGGCAGGUGUCACUCUACGAGUUUAAGCUGGUUACGGCAUCCUUGUACUUCAUCUACUCUGCUCUGGAGGAAGAGAUUGAACGUAACAAGGACAACCCAGUUUUUUCGCCUGUGUAUUUUCCAGUGGAGCUGCACCGAAAAGCUGCCCUGGAGAAAGACUUGGAGUACUUCUACGGCAGCAAUUGGAGGAAAGAGAUCCCAUGUCCUGAGGCUACUCAGAAAUAUGUUGAGAGGCUCCACUACGUAGGCCAGAACCACCCAGAGCUCCUGGUGGCCCAUGCCUACACUCGGUAUUUGGGAGACCUGUCUGGGGGGCAGGUGCUGAAGAAAAUUGCCCAAAAAGCCCUCCAGCUGCCCAGCACUGGAGAAGGCCUGGCUUUCUUCACCUUUGAUGGAGUCUCCAACGCCACCAAGUUCAAGCAGCUCUAUCGCUCCCGCAUGAAUGCCCUCGAGAUGAAUCUUGCCACUAAGAAAAGAGUCUUGGAGGAGGCCAAGAGAGAAAUACAGGUGUUUGAGGCGCUGCAGGAGUUGGUAUCUAAGGGCCAGCAGAAUGGUCGCCCUGUGCAGCCGAAGGCAGAGCUUCGCACAAGGAGCAUUAACAAAUCAUACGAAAACAAUUCAGCGCCUGGGAAAGAAAGUGAGAGGACAAAGACGAGACACACAGAUACAAUGUCCAUCAGUCCCCUGGUGCGGUGGAUCCUGGCAAUCAGCUUCCUAGCCACCACAGUUGCCAUGGGCUUAUUUGCCAUGUGAAAGAUCAGG
Apaloderma vittatum (bar-tailed trogon) is the source of this 928-nucleotide messenger RNA. It is a transcript of the gene HMOX1, whose product is annotated as heme oxygenase (decycling) 1. Lineage: Eukaryota; Metazoa; Chordata; Aves; Trogoniformes; Trogonidae. The transcript has 6 exons. Gene Ontology annotation, biological process: heme catabolic process; heme oxidation; response to oxidative stress. The coding region runs from base 41 to 919 and encodes 292 amino acids. The record is from RefSeq and is a predicted model, not a curated record. Gene Ontology annotation, molecular function: heme oxygenase (decyclizing) activity; heme binding.